Messenger RNA from Enterobius vermicularis (human pinworm), 1455 nucleotides. Lineage: Eukaryota; Metazoa; Nematoda; Chromadorea; Rhabditida; Oxyuridae. The record is from the annotation of a GenBank genome assembly.
CAGCAGUUAUCAGUUUUCACCAUGAAUGGGAGAGAGUGGCAAGCAGUAGUCUUAUGUGGCGGUCCUGGCAGUCGAAUGACUGAACUGACCGAUCACAUCCCGAAAUGCCUGCUUCCAAUCGCUGGUGUGCCGCUUUUUUGGUAUCCGCUCAACUUCUUGCAAAAGAACUCUGUGUUUGGUAAUUAUAUGGAAUUUUAUGAACAGUUAGUUUCGGACCUUUCGUAUAACCGCAUGGGAGAUAUUCUUCUAAUUGUUAACGAGAAGCAGCUAGCUGAGGUUAAGUCCUUCCUACAAACGAAGGUGGGCUUACCGCCUCUCAAUAGUUUAGACAUUGAGAUUGUUGCUUGUUCAAAUGAAGAUUACGGGACCGCAGAUGUUCUUCGGCAUUUUGCAGGAAAAAUAAAGAAAGACUUUAUUGUGGUCAGUGGGGAUUUCGUUUCUGACAUGAGUUUAGAACCAGUUUUUUCUUUACAUCGUGCAGAAGAUUCAGCUGUAACAUGCGUAUUUUCCGACAGUGUGGUAACGGGUCCUGCUCCUGGUCCAAAAACAAAGCGUUCGAAAGGUUCAUGGCACAAAUUUUUCAGCCUUUCUGCGAAAUAUAACGAUUGUCAUAUUUAUCUGAUGAAGAAAUGGAUAUUGGAAAUUUUACAAAAAGAUCGGAAGAUGUCAUCCGUAAAAGCCGACCUAUUGCCGUACAUCCUGGAAAGAGGGUAUUGUAGGGCUGAACCAGCAGUAGUUCUUCAAACGAUAUUCCUCCACCUUACAGAUGUUGCUUCCCACCUGAUUUCUGACGGGCUUCCGAGUCUAGUCACCAAAUUUAGUUAUGGAUCCGAUGAAUUUGAAAUAACGCCGCAGCUGCGGUGUUUUGCUUACUUGGUGACUCCGGAAAAUGGAGCUAUCACCGCUCAUGUAAACAAUCUUGGAGCGUACUUUGAAGCAAAUAAGGCAAUUAUACGAUUUCUUUGGACAAGAUUCAGCAACCAGUUUCCCGCAGGGCUGAAGACCGAAGACUGUGGAAAUAUAACAGCUUCGGAAAGCUAUAUAAGCUCGUCUGCUUGUUUUGCGGAUACUCAGUCUGGAGAGGCGAGUGGAUUUAGAGGAGAAAAAACUAUAGUGAAACGUUCUGUCAUUGGUAACAACACCUAUGUUGGAGCCCGAGCUCUAAUUACAGGCUCAGUGAUCAUGGAAUCGUGUAACAUUGGUUCAAGUGUUAAUGAGAGGGCUCACGCAGUAGAAUGUAAAGGAGUCUCUGAGUUCACAGUAAUAAUGAAGGAAAUCUUCAGAGUGCAUAUAUCAAACUCAAUUAUUUGCGGAGAAGUCGUGAUUGAAGACGGCGCCGAAAUCACAUCCUCCAUUGUUAUAAACCGUGAAAAAAUCCCAUCAAAUUGCAAAGUUCAAAAUGAACUGAUUGCUCCGGUGGAUGAAAUGGAACUUGAGGAUCAGUACGACGAGUGA